Danaus plexippus (monarch butterfly) is the source of this 2633-nucleotide messenger RNA. It is a transcript of the gene Orc2, whose product is annotated as origin recognition complex subunit 2. Gene Ontology annotation, biological process: DNA replication. The coding region runs from base 129 to 1748 and encodes 539 amino acids. Gene Ontology annotation, molecular function: DNA replication origin binding. The record is from RefSeq and is a predicted model, not a curated record. The transcript is spliced from 8 exons. Gene Ontology annotation, cellular component: nuclear origin of replication recognition complex; nucleus. NCBI's taxonomy places the organism in Eukaryota, Metazoa, Arthropoda, Insecta, Lepidoptera, Nymphalidae.
AAUAAUAAACGUCAAUGUGAUUUUAAAGUAUAAUUUGGCGGUAUUUAAUCCCUCAUUUUUAUUUAUACAAAAUAACUUAUACAGAACAACUUACAUUUUUUUUAUAAUAUUAAUACAAUAUUUAUGCAAUGAAUAGCGAUGAUAUGAGUGAAUCAGACAGUAAGCUCGCAACACCCGAUUUUACACCGAGAAGGGCUACAAGACAUAGAACUAAACCGAAAAAAUAUGAUGAGUACUUUGAAUCGUCUCCCACCAAAAGAAGAAGUUAUAAAAAUGUUGAAAGUUCAGAUGAGGAAAUAAACGAGGAACCGCUUUCCAAACCUAAAGCUUUAUUCAGUAAUGAUGAUGUUGAAGGCCAGGAUAUAUUUAGAUUCAAGUCCCGACACACAAAACAUGAUCUCCAGAACAAAGUCAAAGCUGUGGUGGGAAAUGUUGCCCCGUCUCCCACGAAAACGCCAAAGAAAAAUACACAUUUAUUACAAAAAAUAAAUCAUGGAAAUACACAGACACCCAAGCAUGUUGUGGACAAAAUUAAGAAAAAAAUAAUAGCCAAAGUUGAAAAUAGUUCAGACAGUGACUAUUCAGGCAGCAGUAGUGACUUUGUCCCCGAUAAAAGUGAUGAGAGUUCUGCGUCAUCAGGGAGUGACUCGGAUACUGGAAAUGAGAUAGAGAUGAAGACUUCAACGGGAGCUCAGGUCGCAAGGAACAAAAACAGAAUGAAAACAAAAGAGUCUGAAUAUUUUGUAAAAUCUGAUAACUAUUUCAUGAUGAAUUCAACUAAAAAAAUAACAACAUCGGACCAUACAUUGGCCAGGUUGAAGAAUAUGAACAUACAGGAGGAGCAAAGCUCCUGUGACUACGUGACACCCGAACAUAGAAUAAAGAUCUCUGAACUGAUAGAGACCUAUGGACAGUUGUUCGACAAAUGGCUGUUCGAAUUAAACGAAGGCUUUAAUAUAUUACUGUACGGAAUAGGCUCCAAGAGGAAUAUCGUACAAAGAUUCCAGGAAACGCUAAAAAGUACCCCCUGUAUAGUGAUCAAUGGUUUCUUUCCUAGUUUGACCAUGAAAAACAUCCUGGAGUGCAUAGUGAUCGAUCUGUUGGACGAUAGCCACGUGUCUUCUAACAUGGGGGACGUGUUGUGCGUCAUAGAGACUCGGCUACGGGACUUGGACACAUAUUUAUUGGUUGUUGUACAUAACAUUGAUGGUGUGAUGUUGAGGAGCGGCAAGUGUCAAGCUGCGCUGGCUGGGCUGGCUGCUUUGGAACACGUGAAGCUGGUAGCCACCAUCGACCACAUCAACGCGCCUUUGUUGUGGGAUCACAGUAAGCUGAGUAAGUAUAAGUUUUUGUACUACGACGUGACGUCAUUCCUGCCGUACGAGCACGAGGCGCCGGGCGUCGCGCACACCCAUCAAGCCGGCGGGCUGCAGCUGGCGGCGCUUAACAGUGUGUAUAGAUCACUCACCAACAACGCUAAGGGAAUAUUCAAUAUCAUAGUGGAAUAUCAGCUGCAGAACCACAAACAGUCUCACUACCAAGGCGUGCCGCUCAAGGAGUUAUACUCCCUGGCCCGCGAGCGUUUCCUGUGCAGCUCGGAUGCUGUGUUGAGAGCUCAUCUCACGGAGUUCAUAGAUCACCGGCUGAUGAGGAUCAAGAGGGCGGACGACGGUGAUUACGUUAAGGUGUUGUUGGACACCGAGGUGCUUAGAGGAUUCACUCACACGCUGCUAGACACGGGGACAUGAGCAAGGAGUUUGCGCUCCUGACACCCGUCAACUCGUUACGACUAGUGACGUACAAUAAUUAAUUUAAGUAAAGUUAUUUAUUGCUUUCAUUGUGCAUAUUAAUUAAACUCGAUGUGUAUAUUUUUUAUAGGAAUUAUAUAACAAAUGCAAUGUUUCAAACAAGUUCAUAAUGUAUGUCUGUUACAAUUUCCUUACAUAUUCUAUCGACAUAAUAACAUUACAAUAAUAUUCAAUCACAAUUGCCUUGUUAGUGUCACAUCACUACAAAAACGAACAAUGCACAUGACCUUGAAACAGCCAGACCUCGGGUUUGACUUAAAAAAAUACAUGUAUUGUUUUAUAUUUACAAAGUAAUCGUAAGUAAUUUUAAGCACAAAGUUAUGAUACGUCUUGUCUAAAGCAUAAUUAUUCCAACCUUUAUGUUGUUUCUAAAUAAAAUAUAUUAAAGGUUUUGCCGCAAAGCGCUCUUCAAUUCAAAGUAGCUUCACUGAAACUAGAUUACGCUUAUUAAAAAGAUUUCUGUAUUACGUGUAAUGGACACCGAUCUGUUGUUCCAAUUUUAAACAGCCUUAAAAAUAUUUAAUUUUAAUUCGGGCCAACUAUAUAUAUGUAUCCUGUAUUUUCAUAAGAAAUGUUGCCGUAUUUAAUAUUUUCUUGUCUUGUUUUGGAAAGUUCAUUACGUAUUAAUGAGAAUGUGGGAUCUGUUGAAAUUUUAUCACACACAUAUAUAUAAUAAAUAGUUUGUUGGUGAUGGUAUGUGUGUUCAAGGUUCCUCUUAUAGUGUGAUAUUUCUGAUAUUUUUAGAUACACAUUUAAGUCUGUAUUGAUACAGGUCUUUUUCUAUUUUCAUAAUGAUUUUAUAAAUAAACAAAAUGUUUUACUAAA